Messenger RNA from Cuculus canorus (common cuckoo), 2817 nucleotides. RefSeq names its product thioredoxin interacting protein (gene TXNIP). Gene Ontology annotation, cellular component: cytoplasm. Lineage: Eukaryota; Metazoa; Chordata; Aves; Cuculiformes; Cuculidae. The transcript is spliced from 8 exons. Gene Ontology annotation, molecular function: ubiquitin protein ligase binding. Gene Ontology annotation, biological process: protein transport. The record is from RefSeq and is a predicted model, not a curated record. The coding region runs from base 705 to 1877 and encodes 390 amino acids.
CACAGCGCGGAGCGGCGCGGGCUGAGGGCGGCAGCGCUUCUUCCCUCCGAACAAAGACUCUCAUCGCCUUUUUGGGCUCAAAUCAGCCCUUUUUAGGAACGUCUCUUCCAAAAAUAGCCUCUUGGUGGCUCGACUCGGCCUGUUUGAGGACUUUUUUCCUCCUAAAAUCACUUUUUUGGGCUGAAAUCAGCCUCUUUGAGGACUUUUUGCGCGCUGAGCUCGCCUGGUGUGGCUCCACUCAGGCUGCCUCAGGGACUCCUUUUCCUAAAACCACCUCUUUUGGGCUCAAAUCAGCCUGGUUAAGGACUUUUUGUUGGCUAAAGUUGACUUUUUUGGCUCCAGUCAGCCUGGUUAAGGACUUUGUUUGCUAAAAUUGCCUUUUUUUGCCUCAUAUCAGGCUGUUCAAGGACUUUCUGCUUACUAAAAAUAGCCUUUCUUGGCUCAAAUUGGCCUGUUUGAGAGACUUUUUCUCCCUAAUAUUGCCUUUUCUGGCUCAAAUUAGCCGCUUUAGGGAUUUUUUUCCCUUUUUUUUUGGCUCAAAUCAGCCUGUUUUAAAGACUUUUUUUUCCCCAAAAAUCGCCUUUUUUUUUUUUUGGCUCAAAUUAGUUUUAAGGACUUUGUUCCUGAGGGAAAAGCCUGCAGAGGUCCUGCCCUGUGCAGCCUCUCUUGAUUCCCAAGCGCAAAGCCCCUCGUUGCCUUCAGCCAUGGUGAUGUUCAAGAAGGUGAAGACCUUCUUGAUGGCCUUCAGCGAGCCCGAGAAGGUCUACUGCAGCGGGGAGAAGGUGGCCGGGCGCGUGGUGGUGGAGGUGGCCGAAGUCACCCGCGUCAACGCCGUCAAGGUGCUGGCGUGCGGGGUGGCCAGGGUCAACUGGGCCAAGGGACCCCAGCAGUGCAAGCAGGAGAUGGAGUACCUGCGCUUCGAGGAUGUCCUCAGCCUAGAGGAGCAGCCCACGGAUGGGGACGGCUCUGUAAUCCUGAGACCCGGCAACAAAUACGAGUACAAAUUCGGAUUCGAGCUUCCCCAGGGCCCUCUGGGAACCUCCUUCAAGGGAAAGUACGGCUGUGUGGAUUAUUGGGUGAAAGCCUUCCUGGAGCGCCCGUCCUAUCCCACUCAGGAGAUAAAGAAGCACUUUGAGGUGAUGGAUCCUGUUGACGUGAACACUCCGGAAUUGCUGUCCCCGGUUGCUGCCAAGAAGGAGAAGAAGGUGUCCUGCAUGUUCAUUCCCGAUGGACGCGUCUCCGUCAGCGCUCAGAUCGACAGGAAGGGGUUCUGCGAAGGCGAUGAGAUCUGCAUCAACGCCGACUUCGAGAACACGUGCUCGCGCAUCGUGGUGCCGAAGGCCGCCAUCGUGGCCAAGCACACCUACCUGGCCAAUGGGCAGACCAAAGUCUUCACCCAGAAACUCUCCUGUGUCCGGGGAAACCACAUCAUCUCCGGCAUGUCCGACUCCUGGCGCGGCAAAACCAUCCGCGUCAAGAAGCUCAAACCCUCCAUCCUGGGCUGCAACAUCCUGCGCGUCGAAUAUUUCCUGCAGAUCUACGUCAGUGUCCCGGGCUCCAAGAAGAUCAUCCUGGAGCUGCCCCUCGUCAUCGGCAGCCGCUCGGGCAUCGGCAGCCGCAGCUCCAGCAUGGCCAGCCAGGCCAGCUCCGAGAUGAGUUGGGUGGAUCUGAACCUUCCCGAUGCUCCGGAAGCGCCCCCGUGCUACCUGGAUAUCGUUCCGGAAGACCAUCGCUUGGAGAGCCCCACCACUCCGCUCUUGGAUGACUCCGAUGGCUUUGACAGCCCCAUCUUCAUGUACGCGCCGGAGUUCAAGUUCAUGCCACCACCCACCUACACAGAGGUGGAUCCGUGUGUCGCCAACAACAACGUGCAGUGAGUGCCGAGGGUGGGAAGUGAAGGCUCCCACUUUUCCUGGACUCUGGAUCCGCCGUGGCGGACGCCUCACGGCCUUCGUUCCGAGGCCUCUCGGAGAGCCGGCUCCUCGGCAGCUCCCGUUGAAGAGGUGAUGGACUGUCUUGAGCCCGUGUUCCCUCGCGUGCCGAGCAUCCGCUUGGACCUUGCUGACAGCCAAAGGCUUCCAGAAAACCAAACUACCAAGGUGCUUCUCUGGAAUGGGGUGGGAGAGCCUGGAAGUGGAGCAGGGGAGGUGGAUUCCUUGGGAGAGGCAGAUUCCAGCUGAAAAAAGACUCUUAAAAAGGAAAUAGCCAUCCCAAAGCCUUCGCUCCGUUGCGCCAGGGCCGGACACGACCUGUUCCUGCCUUUUGGUUCCCUGUGGACGCACCGGAGCGUGCGGAGAUGGGAACUGAACUGGUUUCUUUCCGUCCCGCUGUCGCCGCCUGCUCUCCGCCUCGAUGCCGGGAUGGAGGGCGAUGCGUGGCGGCUCCGUCCGGCUUCUCGGCAAAGCGCCGCUCGGUCGCGUUCGCUUCCCCGAUCUCCACGGGGAAGCUCAGCUCCGCGUCGGAGCCGGUUUGUGUGCUGUGACAUCCGUAGCGCUCCUGGAUUUCCUCAACCCCCUGAGCCCGUGGAAGCAGACGCUCCCGUGGGAUGGAGGAAUCCCUAAAACCGCCCUGAGUGCUCCCGAUUCCCAUCGGCGCUUCCCUGAUCCAGGGGAUCCUGCGGGACCGAGUGUUCCCGCUGCCCCAGCAGAAUUCCGCGCCCGUUCCCUGACCAAAGCGUCCCCGCGCGGUGCCAAAGGGUGGGAAGGGGCUCCGCAGCAGCGUUGGCUCUUCCUAGGGCGAGGGCUUCACCUGGAAAGAGUUUUCCAAUCCUUCCGCCGGCCUCCGACUGUUGUAGCUGCAAAUCCAGUUGGGAAUUGC